Messenger RNA from Mus musculus (house mouse), 3629 nucleotides. Its product is annotated as predicted gene 3739. The coding region runs from base 1705 to 2328 and encodes 207 amino acids. NCBI's taxonomy places the organism in Eukaryota, Metazoa, Chordata, Mammalia, Rodentia, Muridae. The transcript has 8 exons. The record is from RefSeq and is a predicted model, not a curated record.
AACUAAAAGCAAGGGAGGAACUUGUAGACUGCUCACUCACCCCACUUAACCCUCAUUCAAAGUAAAUGAAGGACAGGCUACUUAGGCAGCAGGUAAGAGGCCACUGAACAAAGCAUAGUCACAAACAAAGAAGACCCAACAUUCCAAGGCCCCUUUAAAGGAGAGAUUCAGGAAUGCAAAUCUAGUCAGUCAAGUCACAGAAAGUGAGGGCUGGAAACCAUCCAGUGGCUUAGCUCUCUCCACAAUCCUUAGUGACCUUUAUAGGUGUAGCUCCAGUGGAAUAUUAGCCUUGGAAGUUAGUAUGACGUGGGAGCAUGCUGGAUCAAGUACAUGUUUUGAAUUUUCGGUUUCAAAACGUGUGAAUGCAUCUGUCUACCAGACUAAGGGCCAGGAGAUGCAGGAGUCUGAAGUCCAUGAGAGAGGAAAUGACCCAUGCAAAUGCAGUCACUCCUCUGUUUGCAACUAGAUGGAAACUGUCUCCACUGCCAGUAAAGAUGAUUUCAGGAAAGAUGAUUGAAAAACUUGCUAGUUGCAAUUUUCAUUUUCUUUUUCCCAGAGAGCAGCAGGAGAGACAGUUGACAUUUGAGCUGUGUCUCUGAACUGCCCCUGUCCCUAAUUUGAGUUGAGAGCUCACAGGGAACCACAGACCUGCUCCUUAGCUGGUUUUCUUUUCACAAAAUCUUUCAGCCAUAGAAAAUGAAUAAAAGCAGGGCUCCCCAGCCAGCCCAGCCAGACAUCCCAGCUGCCAGAAUAGGUGCUUGGGAGCGGCUCAGGGGUGCAAAGCACAGCCUUGCUCUGUUGAAGCCAGGUACUGUCCUGGGCAAUUGGCUCCAGGCUCAGCUCAGGAGGCGACCGCCUGGAGUUACAGGCACCUGAGGCAAGGAAUGCCUGAAGGAAAGGGGCCAGGUCCUGCUCACCCCUCAUGAGCUACUUGCCCCUGACAUCCCCGAUGCUCCUGUUGAGCCUGGGUCCUCGGUGAAGCUUCCUCUUUUAGCUGCACCACUGCCAGGUGCCUGUGACCGCCCGGUGGCUGCUUUCCUUUCUGCGCCAUAUAUGGCCUGGCAGGGGUGUCACAUGCAUCCGGGGCCUCCGGCCGGGAGGGGUCGCUGGGGAAGGGGCAGAUGGCGGGAGAAAAGGGAAGGGGGUCGGAGGCAGAGACAGGAGAGGGGUGGGGUGAUUCUGGGGCCAUGGGAGGCAGCAAAGGCUCUAGGAGCUGAUCGCUCGCCACUGUGCCAUGGAGCUGCACUCAUGCGGCUGCGGAGGUGGUGGUGGAGGAAGGGACCCGCGCGGGGGGCGGGGGGGGGGUGGCGAAGGCGUCGGAAGCCAGAGAGCGCCGUGUCCCUGCGCUCCGUCGGUCAGCGGGCGCGGGCUGGCAGGAUGGAGCCGCAGCAAGUGCGCCCCGUGCUUGGAUCCCAGAGCCCAGCCUGGGAGGAACCGAAAAUCUUCAGUACUCGUCUCGCAACAUGAACGUUUAAAGCUAAAACCUUCACAGAGAUGUGAGAUGGAGCAGGAGCAGUGGCUAAAUGUUGAACUCUUCAAAACUUGGCGUAUGGGCUGCUGGUGUAUCACCAUCAUCCCCAACACUCCAGUUCAGACGAUGGGUGAGGAAAGUGGAAAGUCUAACCAGUCAGCCGAUGACCAGUGGGAAAAAUGAGCUACAAGAUCACCUGAUCUUCAUCAGUGAGAAAGCUUUGCACAAGAGGAAUGUUUUCCUGGCUGCUCAGGCUAUUUCAGAAAGAGAAUGGCGAUGAAGGAGAGACCAGACCAAAAAUGAAGGAAGAGGGAAUCCUUUCUCAUGAAAAAGGAAGAAGGAAAUGGUUAUGGAGAAGGCACAGGUCUGCUAGAAAUACUUCAACCAAAAAUUCCAAAAUGACUAAGCAGAGAUCAAAAAUAAAUGAACUAGAAGAACUGAAAUUGGAUAUGAGGAAGAUCAGCAAUGACAUGGAGGAAAUGUGUGGAAUCCUGAACCUUUACAUGUAUGAGGAUUUGAACUACAGGCCAUGCCACAGGAUGAACACUGAAUUCAACAUCAUUAAAUCACAACAUGAGAAGACAAUGUUGGAUAUGAAUAAAAUGAUCCAGUCCAUAAUUGGUUCCAUGCAGUACUCCAAGGAACUGAUAGAAGAUAACUAUUCCUACAGCAUUAAGGAGGACCACCUCCUCCGUGAGUGCACUCAACUCAACGAAAACGUAAGGAUAUUACUGAAUGAGAACAGAAGGCUGCUGGUGGAGCAGGCUGGCCAUAAGUGUCCUGUGGGGAAGAAAAGAGGUUCUCUGAGGAGGCCAGCAAGAACAUCUGUGUCCCAAGUGCCAAGGAACAGCAGCUAAGUGUGAAAUAGUCCAGCUGAAAGCAGAACAUGGCACAGACCAGGACAUGAUCUCCCUCAAAGAGAAGUGCUGGAGGAAGAGCACUGAGUGUGCACAGGAAAUACACCACUGUUGCCUCUCAUCCCUAAUAACCAUGGCUGUAAUGGGCUGUAUGCUCCUCCUUUAUUUUGUUUCUUUGGUAUGAACAGGCCUUAAUUUCAUCUAGCCUCUGGCCCAGGAAGAGUGCACAUUUAAAGGGACUCAGAGAAAUGCUGAGACACAUCAAGAGCUGCUGGGCAUCCAGGAAGAAUCUGAGUGCAAAUUUAUCUUUUCCUGAUGGGUCGUCAUCAUCAAUAAUUACAUGGAGAUCAGUCAACAAAAUUGUAAAAACUUGGAUCCAAGUUUACAACAUGUGUUCUGCUUUGACUUGGGAGGCCAUAUCCUUCAGACCCACACUCCAAAAGGAGAGUGUUGCUUAAAUUUCUCCUGCAAAGAUUGCUACCUCCAGGAACUGCUUUUCUACUAAGUUGCCAAGGACAUCCUCAGGCUGUAAGGCUGUGCUACAAAAUGAGCAGACUAAGAAUUUUGCUGUGCACAAUUUUUGUGGUUUGAUUUUGGUUUGAGUUUUGAUUAGUUUAGUUAUUUGGUUUUUCUUGUUUUCAUUCAAAGUUUUGUUAUUUAUUGGUUAUUUAUUGUUCUUUUAAGUAAUUUGAUAUUUUGAUAAGGUUAUACACAGUACAUAUUGACUGUCAGCUUUUAGUUACAAUUGAGUACAUUGCAUUUAUUCUUAUGACUAACACAGUGAUUUCCAACUCUUCACUCUAAGAGCCUUGUUAUUUCAGGUGUGAUCAUGAAAGCCCACAGAUAUCAGACCCAGAUGGAUCUCUGCACUCUUCAUGGGACUUGGGCUCCAUAGUUUCUUCUGAGCCAGACUGAACUACAAAGUCCUUCAUACAUUCAGUAUGGAGAGUGUGUCCAACUCUCUGGAUAGGAACUUAAUGAUGGAAAACUUACCCAUGCUGCAUCGUUGUUGUCAAAUAUUUAGCUACUGUGAAAAUACUGUGGAUGAUGGUGUUGAACGCAUUAAUGGCAAAUACAUCAGUGUUUCUGUAAUAGCUCUCAUUAAAUCAAAGCAUAGUCUAAGGGAAUAAAAAGCUGUCAGAAAACACAGCAGUGUAUGCUUCUGCUUUCCUUCAAAUAUACAUUCACUGGAAACUGCAAGUAGAGAUAAUAAAUUCCACAAUCUUUUGGGGGAUAGGUUUCUGUGGGGGUCCUUCAAUGUUCAUUUUAUUACUUUAUGAUUCACCUGUGUCUGCCAAAAA